This is a messenger RNA of Pygocentrus nattereri (red-bellied piranha), 4595 nucleotides long. It is a transcript of the gene lzts3b, whose product is annotated as leucine zipper, putative tumor suppressor family member 3b. Bases 418 to 2667 code for a protein of 749 amino acids. Lineage: Eukaryota; Metazoa; Chordata; Actinopteri; Characiformes; Serrasalmidae. Gene Ontology annotation, biological process: regulation of dendritic spine morphogenesis. The record is from RefSeq and is a predicted model, not a curated record. Gene Ontology annotation, cellular component: dendritic spine. The transcript has 6 exons.
GUGGAAGUAAGGUGGUGCGGGGGGGCGACAGAGACGGGCAUUAGAAGGCGAACGGUGAACGACGCUCUGGGUGUAAAUCCCACCGAGGAGGACGGCAGAGUUAAGAGUCGUGCAUUAUGUAACGCGCUGACAGGCGGGCAGGGGAGAAGGAGAAAGGGGAGCACGUUUGUUCGCUCGUCGUCCGCCUCUGCUGAUGCUCUCUCGGCGCUGGGCCGACGGAUGUUCACCAUUAUGCACCGUGACUCUGUUUGUGUCUGUGCGAUGGCCAGAAAGUGAUGUUAGAGCUCCUGGCUCUGGGUCUGCUGGCUGAACUGAAGCACGUGUAAGAGCCCACUAGCUGGUGGUACCACCCUGGCUCCAAUGGCCCACAAAGAGGUUUGUGGCGCUGAGUGAGAGGCCAGGUUCGGGCUUCUCACCAUGGGCAGCGUAGGCAGCGGGGUGGCUGGUGAGCAGGAGUUUGCCAUGAAAAGCGUGGGCACACGAACCACCCUCCCCCGCGGCCCGCCGCUGUCACGCCGAGGCCCCUCAGAGCGCAGCUUCAGCGCCGAACGUCUGCCCCCACCGCCCUCUACCUCUGAGGGCACAGGCUCCAGCGAUGAGAGAGGGGGCAGCAGCAUCGCCACGGACCGUCCCCAGCUCACCGGCUGCGAGUCCACUACCACAUCCUCCAACCUGGAGAGGGUGCCCUCUGUCAGUGAGCGGCUGGAGACCAGUGGGGGGGUAGGCCGCAGGGAAGGUCCCAGGGCUGCGGGAGAUGUGGGCAUGGACACCUGCGGGAACAUGGUGGGGCAUGCUGGAGAGAAGAGCAGUGACGGCAUGGCCACCAUGAAGAUGAGAGAUGGGAAUGCUGCAAAGACAGAUGGCCGCACGCCACCCAAGAUUCUGCCCAUGUCUGGGAAACUUGAACAGAACAAUUCUGGAUUGGUGCGGCCGUCUGCCUUCAAACCCGUAGUGCCAAAGAGCUUCCACUCCAUGCAGAACCUGGUUGGACAUGCUGGAGGUGGAGGUGGGGCUGGGGGCCGGUCUGCUGGAGGUGCUGGAGCCUCAGACGCCCCCCAGUCGCUCACAGAGCAGGAGAGUCCAGAAAGGGAGCGGGCAGGAGGGAACGGAGGGCAAAGUGGGAUGUCCGACUCAGGGAGGAACUCACUCACCUCCCUGCCCACCUACACAGGCCCUGGCUCGGCUUAUGGUCCUCCCACAGCCCUGGGUCCCCUUAGUGCCUCCACCAGCCAUAUUAACAGACUGGGCACCGCAGCUGCCCCGCUGGACAAACUGGACAAGCCCAAUUACCAGAACGGUCUGACUGCUUCUGACAGUGGCCGCUCGUCCUCUGGGAAGAGUUCUUUGUCCUAUCAGAGACUCUGUCACCUAGGAGACACACCUGCUGCCGUUCGCCCCUCCCCUUCCUCAGAUGACAUAAUACAGGACUUGGAGGAUCGACUGUGGGAGAAAGAGCAAGAGGUCCUCCACAUGCGCCGUAACCUAGACCAGAGCGAGGCGGCUAUUGUGCAGGUAUUUGAGGAGAAGCAGCGGGUGUGGGAGCGUGAGAUGGAGGAUCUGAGGCAGAACUACGCUGGGCGACUGCAGCAGGUGACCCGGCGGGCGCAGCGCUCCCAGCAAGCCCUGCAGGCCCAGAUCAUCCGGUUGCAGCAGGACAAGAGCCGACUCCAGGAGGAGAUCAGCGCCCUGCUGGCCCAGCGAGAGGAGCUGGAGAGAAAGUGCCUGGACUACCGCAAGGAGCAGGCUGACAUUCUACCCCGCCUGGAGGAAACUAAGUGGGAGGUUUGUCAGAAGGUGGGAGAGAUCUCGCUGCUGAAGCAGCAGCUAAGGGACAGUCAGAAUGAGGUGACCCAGCGAGCAGGGGAGAUGGUGGCCCUGAGGGGCCAACUCAAAGAGCUCAACGCCCAACUGAAGGAGAGGGAGGAGGCCAUGCUUGGCCUGAAGGACUCCUACAACAGCAAGAGCCGUGAGCUGGAGAGGUGUGAGGGAGAGCUCAAAAAGACACUGGCAGAGGUGUCGAUACUACGGGACAAGCUGGUUGUGUUUGAGGCUGAGGUCCUGGGACUGAAGCGAGCUCUGGGUGAGCUAAGCUACACCAGUGACCAUUCUGUAGCCAGUAUUGGCAGCAGCCUCAGUGGCAGUAGCAGCCUGCCCUGGGGUGGCCUUCACUCACCCCGUACCCCCGAGGGCCUGACAUCGCUUUCCCCCCUUAGCCCUGUAGUGGACACCCUUUUGAGCCUGCAGAGUGACGAAGCCAAGGCACAGCGACAGGAGGCUGGUGAGCUGCGGCAGCAGCUAGAGAGGCUGCAGGGCGAGUUGCGGCUGGAGCGGCAGCAACGCGAGCGCCAGGCUCUCACCUUCGCCCAGGAGCGCCACACCUGGCAGGACGAGAAGGAGCGCGUGCUGAAAUACCAGGCGCAGCUGCAGCUCAGCUAUGUGGAGACGCUACAGAGGAACCAGGCUUUGGAGGAGCGUGUGGGCCAACUUGGGGCCAAACUCACCAACACUCCCAAUUCUCCACCUCCGGCCAGCCUGCCAAUCUCUGUCCCCAUCACCGUUACCCUCACCCCGGCCGCGGAUGACUCCAAGUCGCCCUCUCUCAACCAGCUGACUCCACCAUGGCCUGGGCCCACUCGCCUAGAGAGAAUUGAGUCCACUGAGAUUUAGCGCCGCCGCUGCAACUUGAUACAAAGACAAUCGACUUUCAUUCAACAUACAUUGCUGAAAAUGGUUUGUUAAAAAGAGUAUCACUGAGGGGCCCUGAGAACUGAGAAGACUUGUUUAGGAAACAAAAGAACAUGCAGUUAUAAAUCAAUGUGCUGGAAAGAUGAAGGACUCACUCAAACAGAGUCAAAGUCUUAUGUCCUACAUACACACAUUCACACACAUACACUGACAUCCUCUAACUAUCUAACUCAAGGGACUGAGAUCAUUGAUGAAACAGAAGGAAAGAAAGAGCGAGCCUUUGAAAAAUAGCCAGUGGAGGUCUUUGUAUAGGAUUCUACAGUACUGUGCAAAAGUCAUAGACCACCUUUCAAAAAUUAAGUACAAGUUAUUAAAAACUAGAAAACCGAAACAUACAAGAGGGUUAAAUAUACUAGCUAAAUAUAUUUUUUGGGGUAUUUAGUGUGUCUGUUCUUUGCCUUUAGUAAGUUUCCAUUCUUUUGGGAGACUUGCUUGUCAGUUUUCCAAACAAACAGGAUAAAAGGAUAUUUUUCUACACUUCCAAAGUUCAGUCUUAGAAGUUCACUGUAUUUUCUGCUUCUCAUGAUCCAAUUAAUCCCAAAUACACUCAGUGAUGUUGAGGUCUGGACUCUUGACAGCUACACAUUCUUUCAGACCCAUAGCAUUGAGUGGUCUUCUCAUAGUGGAAGGAUGGACAGAUGUGGAUGUUUUUAAUUCUAAGCAAGAGUAGAGCUUGAUUUUCUCCUAUCUCAAGAUCAAACAUGAAAGCUUUAAGUGCUGUUUAUCUGAUGGUGACAGUUUUGGUGGUCUACCAGGCGUUGCACGGUCGUUAAAAUCCCAUUUUUUUGUGUAUCUUUUAAUAAUCAUUUGAAUUCCAGUUGUGCGGACUCCUGUUUUUCACUUAUUUUCCUUUGGCCUUUCUUUUAUACAGUAAAGAUUAUCUUUAUACAGUAAAGAUAAUCUCCUCAGAAACAUCUGAAAUGGCCAUAUUGACUGGAAAUUCAGUAGUUGGCAGGUGGCUUCUUGUAGACUUUGCACAGUACUGUAUAUUUAAGAUAGAGAAGAUUCUUUUUAUGGUAUCCGUAAUCAGCUUAGAGCGUUCCAAUUUGGGAAGAGGCACAGGCGUGUUUCAAUGAUGUAUCAGGGAUUCUGGGGAACGUGGUUCUCCAUCACUGCACAGAAACUUGCAGUGAAUAAAAAUUGAUCACAAGGGGUCAUCAAAGAGUCUUUAGAGGGAUCCCACCUGCAAGCAAAAGUACUUGAAAAAAAAAAGGUUUUCCUUUUGGUUUUGUUUUGGUUUGGGAAACAGAGACAUGGAAAAAAAAUAAUAAAACGGAUCUAAACUUGCUUUAAUUUACUCUGUAACUUGAUUUUCUGAUUUAGGCCAGGAUAAAGAGAGGUGAACAUGGUCAGACAAAGAGAGCCAAAAGAGAAAAAGUCCAGGUGCUGGACGUCGCUCUCUCUUAGAAAGGACAAAGACAGACUUGCUGCUAUGUACUCGUGUGUUGUUCUGCUGUGUUAUGGGAAGACUGGCUAUGGAUUUGGGUGUUGAUCACUAUUUAUGUAAACAUGUUAAUAUACCAAGACACUCCAUGUGAAUAUUUUGAAAAGAUGCAUCGUUUCAAUUAUUGUAAACCAAUGAAGCAGACGACUCCACGUUGCUUUACUUUAUCAAACAUGGUACAUAUAGGCCUACCAUUCUCUCUCUUAUGCGAUACAAUGCAACAACCAUAUCCAAAUCCACAUUCCUUUUGAUGUUGUUGUAAUUCUGGUAUUGUUUUAGAGCGCAAACGCUAACUAUGUUUUUAUACUCAUUUUUAUUAUUGUUUGUAUUUAUGUUAGUGUAACGGCUUGAUGAAAAGCGUACCCAAGCAAAAAUCCGAAAUAAAGACACGAUCCAAUCAAUUCUA